GUCAACGUCAGUGUCAAAACUGACACUUGCUGUUUUUCAGAGUUUUUUGACCCUUUUGCUGGCAAAAUAAUUAAUUUUUCAUCACAUUUCGGCAAAAUUUGACGUGGUUGCCGAUAAAACCCGUUAUGUUUUCAAAAUUCCAUACAAUUUAAGCACUUUUGUUAUAAAAAUUAUAAUCUACUAUAAUAAAAUAUACGUAACCAAGGAAACACCGGUCAUCAACACAUCAAAACAUGGCGUUUAAAGUGGCAUAUUUUGCAUUUCUUAUAGUUUUUAACUUAUUAUUUAUUGUGUCUCAUGGACAAAAAGUGGUGGACCUGGACGAGGACAACUGGAGCCAAAUACUACAAGGCGAAUGGAUGGUCGAAUUCUUUGCUCCCUGGUGUCCGGCUUGCAAGUCUUUGGAGUCCAGAUGGAAGGAAUUUGCCCGAUCAGGACCUGCAUUAGGAAUAAAAGUUGGGGCUGUAGAUGUAACAGCAUCCCCUGGACUUAGCGGUCGAUUUAUGGUCACUGCCUUACCCACAAUAUAUCAUGUGCUCAAUGGCCAGUUCAGACAAUACAAAGGGGCUCGCGAUGUCGACUCAUUCAGUCUUUUUAUAGAAGACAGAAAAUGGGAGGUUGUUGAACCUGUUUCAAGCUGGAAGGCUCCCAAUUCCCUUCAAAUGAGUGUGAUCGCUUCAUUCUUUAAAAUGUCUCAGACAUUAAGACAAAUUCAUAGCACCUUUACUAAUGAAUAUGGCUGGCCCACUGCAGUGUCUUAUUUGAUUUUUGCUGUGGCAACUAUCAUUUUGGGUGCCUGUCUUGGCUUGAUUUUAGUAUGUGCCAUUGAUCUUAUUUUCCCCCAAAAACCUUCAAGCACAGGUAAAGGUUCUGGGGAUCAAAAGGAUAAGGAAAGUGAUAAUGAACUGAAUGAUGAGGAUAUUAAAGAUGACUUGCUGGAUCAAGAGGAGUUAGACUCAGAAGCAGCCGAGGGCUCCCAGAACUCACAAACUGAAUCAGAAGGCAGCCAAAAGGAGGAAUUGGACUCGGAUAAGGCAGAUAAACCAAGAAAACGUAAAACUAAAAGACUUGAUAUGUGAUAUAAGUAGGAAUCACAUGAAAUUCACCAGUCUUACUUACAGGCCUGUUAAUAUUUAAAUGAUAAUUUAUUGUUUUUAUAAUAUUUUUUAUAAUAAAUUAUAACAUAUAUUAAUGAAA
This is a messenger RNA of Anthonomus grandis grandis, 1197 nucleotides long. RefSeq names its product thioredoxin-related transmembrane protein 1. Lineage: Eukaryota; Metazoa; Arthropoda; Insecta; Coleoptera; Curculionidae. The record is from RefSeq and is a predicted model, not a curated record. The transcript is spliced from 6 exons. Bases 234 to 1079 code for a protein of 281 amino acids.